CUUGCAGGUGCCGACCCACCCAAGUCCUCCUUCCUUCUCUGGACUUUCCAACCCACCCAAAUUGCUCCCCUCCCCCGUCGCCCUCACCGUCGCGGCUUCGAUCAUGAGCGUCGCCGCCGAGUCCCCGUCGCCGUCCCUGUCUUCCCUCAGCGAAGACGACGAUUUCGCUGACAUCCUGGACGCGGAGCUCGAGCUCGCCUCUGCCGCUGACUCCGCCUCCCCUGGCGAGCCCCCCGGGUCACCCAGCGACGACGAAGAGGAGGAGGAGGACUUGGUGGUCGAACUAGACGCCGUGGGGCAGGGAAGUAACAAAAGGCGUAGAGUGGAGGAACAUCACCAAGAUCAAGGAACGGCAACAAGGCCUGAAGAAGAUGCCAUUGCAGGCUCAGUUAAAGAUGCUGAAAUCAAGAAAUGUCCUCCACAUCCUGGAUAUUUUGGUGGACUAUGCUUUAGAUGCGGGAAAGGCCAAGACGAAGAAGAUGUCCCAGGAGUCGCUUUUGGUUACAUCCACAAGGGUUUGAGGCUUGGUACUUCAGAAAUGGACAGGCUACGUGGAUCUGAAGUGAAGAAUCUGUUGCGUGAAAGAAAACUGGUACUUAUUUUAGAUCUGGAUCAUACACUGAUUAACUCAACCAGACUCCAUGAUAUUUCUGCUGCUGAGAUGGACCUGGGAAUUCAAUCUGCUGCAUCAAAAAAUGAUCCAGACGGGAGCUUGUUCACAUUACAAGGAAUGCAUAUGCUUACAAAGUUGAGACCUUUUGUCCGUAAAUUUUUGGAAGAAGCAAGCAGUAUGUUUGAGCUGUAUAUCUAUACCAUGGGUGACAAGGCUUAUGCAGUCGAAAUAGCAAAGCUUCUUGACCCUGGCAAUGUCUAUUUUGAUUCAAAAGUGAUUUCUAACUCUGACUGCACUCAGCGGCACCAGAAAGGUCUUGAUGUGGUCCUCGGAGCUGACAGUGUCGCAGUCAUUCUUGAUGACACUGAAUAUGUUUGGCAGAAGCAUAAAGAAAACCUGAUUCUGAUGGAGAGAUAUCAUUAUUUUGCUGCGAGCUGUCGCCAGUUUGGUUUUAGCAACCAAUCUUUGUCGGAGAUGAUGCAAGAUGAAAGGGAGAGCGAUGGUGCUCUGGCUACAAUUCUGGAUGUCCUGAAGCGCAUACACACGAUUUUCUUUGACUCGGGUGUUGAAACUGCUCUUUCCUCUCGAGACGUAAGACAGGUAAUCAAGAUGGUGCGGCAGGAAGUACUCCAGGGCUGCAAGCUAGUCUUCAGUCGAGUGUUCCCGUCGGAUUGCAAUCCGCAGGAUCAGAUAAUGUGGAAGAUGGCCGAGCAGCUGGGCGCAGUCUGCUGCUCGGAGCUGGAUCCCAGCGUUACCCAUGUGGUCGCCGUGCAUGCCGGGACGGAGAAGGCCCGCUGGGCUGCUGUCAGCAAGAAGUUUUUGCUCCACCCCCGCUGGAUCGAGGCCUGCAAUUAUCGCUGGCGCCGCCAGCCAGAGGAAGAUUUCCCUGUACCUGGCCUCAAGGAGGACAAGGGCAAGGAAAAGGUUACAGAAGAUGCCACCUGCAAUUGAGUAACUGAGUCGUGUAGAUUUUAUGUACGCAGCUGAUUGACUGAGCCCCAAAAAUGGCUGAUUAUCCGAGAGGUCUUGAUUGACAAGAAGUUUCGUAAGCGUGUUCCUGACAUACAAAGUACUCCAUGUAUAUCUUAGAUUCUUACUUAUUCUCACGGAAUAGGAAGUGCAGCAUUUUAAGAUAUGGUCUGAUUAUCCGAGUAGGUCUGUAGCGACGCAACUAUAUACUGUAUAUCUUAGAUUCUUACUUACUCUCACGGACUAGGAAGUGCAGCAUUUUAA
Triticum urartu is the source of this 1846-nucleotide messenger RNA. Its product is annotated as RNA polymerase II C-terminal domain phosphatase-like 4. Gene Ontology annotation, molecular function: RNA polymerase II CTD heptapeptide repeat phosphatase activity. The record is from RefSeq and is a predicted model, not a curated record. Gene Ontology annotation, cellular component: nucleus. NCBI's taxonomy places the organism in Eukaryota, Viridiplantae, Streptophyta, Magnoliopsida, Poales, Poaceae.